GGGUAAUUAUACUGUUUGUGUUAACCCCCCAAUUUGGGGCGGAAGGAAGGGAAGCAAAAAAUUAUUUGCUUUUAUAUUUUUUUUUCUCCUCCCCACUUUAAUUUUCUACGGUUCUUCUUCUCCCUUUUACUUUGUUCUCUUCCAUCUCUCUUCCACCAUUCACUGCGAAAGACCUACCCAUCCCACCCAAACAAAUCAUAAACCUAGAUUUAGAAGAUAGAAAUUCUGAUUCCGCCCACUCCGACUCGUCGGCUUCAAUCGGCCGGCGGAGUCCUGUCAUCCUCAUCUCCGAUUGCUGUGUUAUACAGGAGUUGGGUCGAUCUACUAUUCUUGUUGUGGUGUUCUGUUUUUCGGAUCGUUGGCCUGCUCGAGAAGGGUUCUUCAUUCAAACUUUGCUGGACGUGUCCCUGCUCUUUUUGAAGAUGGAUAAUGAACCGCAUGCUUUCAAUGGAGAUGAUGUUCCUGUUUUUUGCAAGGUAGUGCCUACAGUGGUGAAGAUUUGAUUGCUUUCACUCGUGAGCCAUCACCGCAUGCUUUCAAUGGUGAUGAGCUUGUCUAACAAACCAUCUUUCUGGAUGAAUGAUGACUAGAGUGUUUGUUAGUUAUUUUUGCUUAUAUGUCUAAAAGCCAGGUAUUAUUAUGCUUGUAAUUUUGAGUGUUA
Messenger RNA from Linum tenue, 661 nucleotides. The record is from the annotation of a GenBank genome assembly. Lineage: Eukaryota; Viridiplantae; Streptophyta; Magnoliopsida; Malpighiales; Linaceae.